AUGAGAAUGGGUCAUGUUAACUCAACCCAAGGCAGUGAAGAGAGACGUGUGAGCCAACCCACAACCAGUUUUGAUUUUGAGACAGAUGCAAAUAUUGUUCACAAUGGCAUUCUUAAUACAGAAAAGUAUCUGCCAAAGCUUGAUAUUAUAAGUAAGUUUUUUGAUGAUUAUAAUGUUAACAACCACUUUGCUAGAUGUUGAUCAACUUCAGAAAUUGUUGCCUUUUCAAUGCUAUUUACAGCAUAGCUGUAGGUUGACAAGCUGCUGCAGUACACAACCCACUAAUUUAGUAACUUCAUUUUCAGCACUUGAUAGUAACAUUGCCCUAGUUACAGAUGUAUUCUGUAAUGGAGACACAGUUAGCCCGGAUGCAAAUGGUGAAGUUCAUGGUGUCAAAGAUUUAGACCUUGGUUCAGAUGAGAGUAAUGAAGAUUUAGGCCUUGGUGUAGGCGAGGAAUUUGAUUCGGAUGAACAAUGGACGAGAACAAUUCCAACUGUGUUUCACUGGGAUCGUGGUGGUCAAGAAGUAUUUUUAGCUGGAAGUUUUUCUGAGUGGAAUGCCAGGAUUCCAAUGAACUCAAGGUAUUGGGGAGUUGAUUUGCCAAAUGCCAUUCAUUUGCAACUAAGGAUGACCAAUUUAGAGGGGGAGGGGUGCCCACACCUCCUUGCCAAUUUCCUUAUCAUUGUUUAAUCACUAGAGGGAGCUCUGUUCAUGCUUUAAUAUUUAAUUUAACUGCUCUGUCUUCUUUAUUGUAGUAAUGGAGAAUUUGAAACCAUUAUUGAAUUGCCUGAGGGAGAACAUGAGUUUAAAUAUCUUGUUGAUGGAAAAUGGGUUCAUGAUCCUAACAUAGUAAGUUUCAGUUUGCUUGUGACCAAAUACUUGUCAAUGUAAGGUGGCCUGUGUGCUGAUAUAUUUCUGCAAUCAGUAAAGAUUGGUUUGUGUACAGGACAAAAAAGAUGUACAUAUCAGAGAGAUCCAGAUUACAUCAGUUACCAUAACUUGGCCACAAUCAGCAAGUCAAUGGAAACCAGUUUCUUAGAUUAAUUCAUUAAAUACUUUUCAUUUAUUGUGUUAUAGCCAACUACCAAUGAUACAUUUGGAGGCAGAAACAAUGUUGUUUCUAUUAAGAAGUCUGAUUUUGAAGUAAUGUCUGCAUUAAACUCAGAUGACAAGAGACUUGCUCAAAUUGCAAUUAGCCCAACUUCAACUGAAGGCUCAUAUGGUCAGCUGAUUCCUUCCCAUCAUACACCUAUGGUUGUUAAAGAAAAGGUUGUUCACUCAAGUGUCCCCCCUGCCGUGCCACCUCACCUACUCAAUGUUAAUUUAAACAAACGAGUGCCAAAUGUUAACGAACCCUCGUUACUACAUGAACCUAAUCAUGUUUCAGUUAAUCACCUGUAUGCUUUGUCAAUUAAGGUAUGUUCAUUAUGUGAUAACAAUCAUUGUUAAAUGGUGCUGCACAGUUAAAUGCUGGAGCAUAUGGAUGAUGUAAUUGUGGAAAUUUAGACCUGCAUUGUAUUGUUUGAAAUUCAGUUAAAUCUCUGUCCUGUUUAGGGGUGCACCGGAUUUCAAAUCCGGCCGGAAUUCCGGCCGGAUUUAACAAAUUUUCUGGCUUCCGGCUGGAUUUGGAGAAAAUCCGGCCGGAUUUAAAUUUCUGUUUUCACCUUAAAAAAUUCACGAAGAAUGGGAUAAACCAUCAAUUUGGCAGCUUUAAAGUUUAAAAAACACUUACAUUAUUAUAAAAUAUUAAGUUAUUAACAAAAACAUGUUUAAAAAAGGUUUAUUAAACACAAUCAAAAAUCUAAACUGACACUAACUAAAAAUAGUAAAAAACAUAAACCGUCAUUUUGAAUACUGAUUUAUCCCCAAUUGUCCCCAUUACCGGUUUAUCUCAAAUCCGGCCGGAAUUCCGGCCGGAAUUUUUGUCCAAAUCCGGAAAAUCCGGUUCCGGACGGAUUUGAAAAUUCCAAAUCCGGUGCACCCCUAGUCCUGUUUUAAAUUAUUAAACCAUUCUAACUUGUAUUUUGGUUUGGUGUUCAUGUAGGAUGGUGUAAUGGUGGUCAGUUCAUGUAUUCGAUACAGGAAGAAAUUUAUAACAACACUUCUCUAUCGACCAGUUACAAUGCCGAGACGGUGA
Molecule: messenger RNA, 2138 nt
Organism: Paramuricea clavata
Lineage: Eukaryota; Metazoa; Cnidaria; Anthozoa; Malacalcyonacea; Plexauridae
Source: the annotation of a GenBank genome assembly